Messenger RNA from Gracilinanus agilis (Agile Gracile Mouse Opossum), 1727 nucleotides. RefSeq names its product keratin 8 (gene KRT8). The coding region runs from base 46 to 1512 and encodes 488 amino acids. The transcript is spliced from 9 exons. Gene Ontology annotation, cellular component: keratin filament. NCBI's taxonomy places the organism in Eukaryota, Metazoa, Chordata, Mammalia, Didelphimorphia, Didelphidae. The record is from RefSeq and is a predicted model, not a curated record.
CUCGCUCGUCUCUGGGUGUCGGUGCUUGCCCCUCUAGUCCUCACCAUGUCCAUCCGGUCGACAACCACCCAUCGGACCAUUAAGGUUUCCUCCUCAGGCCCCCGGGGCAGUUUUAGCAGCCGCUCCUACUCCAGCGGCCCCAGCUCGCGUAUCAGCUCGUCCUCCUUCUCCCGAGUGGGGAGUACUAGUGGUGGCUACCGAGCGGGCUUGGGGCUUGGGGCAGGCAUGGGCUUGGGCUUGGGGAACGUCAGCGGGAUCACGACGGUCUCCAUCAAUCAGAACCUCCUGAGUCCCCUGAAGCUGGAUCUGGACCCCAACAUCCAGGCCGUGAGGGUCCAGGAGAAGGAGCAGAUUAAGGUCCUCAACAACAAAUUUGCCUCCUUCAUCGACAAGGUGCGCUUCCUAGAACAGCAGAAUAAGAUGCUGGAGACCAAAUGGAGCCUCCUCCAGCAGCAGAAGACAUCCCGAAGCAACAUAGACAGCAUGUUUGAGAGUUACAUCAAUAGCCUUCGACAACAGCUGGAUUCCCUGGGGAAGGAGAAGCUGAAGUUGGAGGGGGAAUUGGGCAACAUGCAGGGCCUGGUAGAAGACUUCAAAAAGAAGUAUGAGGAUGAAAUCAACAAACGCACAGAAAUGGAGAAUGAGUUUGUUCUCAUUAAGAAGGAUGUGGAUGAAGCUUACAUGAACAAGGUGGAGCUGGAAUCCCGCCUGGAAGGCCUGACUGAAGAGAUUAACUUCCUCAGGAGUUUAUAUGAAGAGGAGUUACGAGAAUUGCAAUCCCAGAUUUCGGAGACUUCUGUGGUCCUGUCCAUGGACAAUAGCCGCUCCCUGGACCUGGAUGGCAUUAUUGCUGAGGUCCGAGCCCAAUAUGAGGACAUUGCCAACCGUACCCGGGCUGAGGCUGAGAAUAUGUACCAGAUCAAGUAUGAGGAACUGCAGACUCUGGCUGGAAAACAUGGAGAUGACCUUCGCCACACCAAGACGGAGAUCUCCGAGAUGACCAGGAAUAUUAACCGACUUCAGGCUGAGAUCGAUGCUCUCAAAGGCCAGAGGGCCACCCUUGAAGCCUCCAUUACCGAUGCGGAGCAGCGUGGGGAACUGGCCCUCCAAGAUGCCCGGAACAAGCUGGCUGAGCUGGAAGCCGCCCUGCAGAGGGCCAAGCAAGACAUGGCCCGCCAGCUGCGGGAGUACCAGGAGCUGAUGAACGUCAAGCUGGCCCUGGACAUCGAGAUCGCCACCUACAGGAAGCUGCUGGAGGGCGAGGAGCACAGGCUGGAGGCUGGGAUGCAGAACUUGAGAAUUCACACCAAGACUAAAGAGUAUGGAGUUGGACUGAGCUCUGGCUUUGAGAUUCCCACCAGCCCCAGUCUUGGCUAUGGGAGUUCCUUCUAUUCCAGUUCUGGCUCUGGUUCAUCCACUUACAGCCAAGUCGGUAAGGCUGUGGUGGUGAAGAAGAUUGAGACUCGAGAUGGGAAACUGGUGUCCGAAUCUUCAGAUGUUUUGCCCAAGUGAGAGUUCAUCUUGGACCCUCACGACCCACCCCUUUCAUGUACUCCUAAGAAUGUCCAGGAUCCCCAAGAGAAUAUAGGGGUGGGGAGAAGGAAAGACUGAAGAGAUCCAAGUUAGAGGUCCCAGACAUGCCUUUUAUUCUGCCCUUUCAGGGUGCAAUGUCCUUGAAGCAAUUUGUGUUUUCAGAAAUAAAGUCACAGCUCACCAUUUCCACCAAA